Molecule: messenger RNA, 1842 nt
Organism: Penicillium daleae
Lineage: Eukaryota; Fungi; Ascomycota; Eurotiomycetes; Eurotiales; Aspergillaceae
Product: GPI ethanolamine phosphate transferase 2
Exons: 4
Coding region: 1-1842 (613 amino acids)
Biological process (GO): GPI anchor biosynthetic process
Cellular component (GO): endoplasmic reticulum membrane
Source: RefSeq, a predicted model, not a curated record
AUGCGUCUUUUUCGAGGCAGCUGGACUACGCUGCUGGCCAAUAUCUUGAUCCCCGUGGGAAUCCUCACCUUUUCCACUGGGUUCUUCCCCUAUAAACCACUCCUUCCGGGCCUUGCGACAUUUGACGAGGCCGAUCAGGAUGCCCCAUCUGCAGUAUUUGAUAAAGUUGUAUUUAUGGUGGUAGAUGCAUUGCGCAGUCUGAUUCGAGCGGGUGUGGCUUUGCCCUUUACUGCUCAUGCAAGCUCCCCGACAGUCACCAUGCCUCGAUUAAAGGCCAUGACUACCGGCUCCGUUCCGUCAUUCCUGGAUGUGAUCCUCAAUAUCGCCGAGUCAGACACCUCGUCGACUCUCGCUUUCCAGGACACCUGGCUAGCCCAAUUGAAAGCUCGCGGAGAUCAACUCGUCAUGUACGGGGAUGAUACGUGGCUGAAAUUAUUCCCUGGCAUGUUUGGCCGGGCCGAUGGUACCACCAGCUUCUUUGUAUCGGACUUUGUGGAGGUGGACCAGAAUGUAACCCGUCAUGUUCCUACCGAGCUUGCGCAAAGUGACUGGUCAGCUAUGGUCAUGCAUUACUUGGGUUUGGAUCACAUUGGCCACAAGGCAGGACCUAAAAGUUCGUACAUGAUACCCAAACAGCAAGAGAUGGACUCAAUAGUGAAGGAAGUCUAUACCGCAAUCGAGCAACAGCCCCACCUACAGUCUACUUUGUUCGUCCUUUGCGGCGAUCAUGGCAUGAAUGAUGCCGGAAACCAUGGUGGUGCAUCGGCUGGAGAAACUUCCCCAGCCCUGCUUUUUCUCUCUCCUAAAUUCGAGGCUUUGGGGGUUCGCCAAGAAAGCCCCGUUGAGGCCUUUGAUGAUCUCCAGUAUUACCGCACGGUUGAGCAAGCAGAUAUUACACCGACGUUGGCAGGUCUUCUUGGGCUGCCAAUCCCUCUCAACAGCUUGGGCAUUUUUAUUCCCGAGUUCCUGGACAUGUGGGAUUCCAGUAAGUCAAUCCUGUAUCUCGUUGAAAUAUUUCCCCUGCAAUCAUCCGAAGUACAUCGGCUCACUCAGUCAAUAGAGUCCCAGCGGCUUCAAAUGUUAUCCCGUAACGCUCGUCAACUCUUAAAUACCAUCCAAGCUACGUUCCCAGGCUUUACAUUCAACCAAGAGGCCAUUGCUGGAAGCUGUGCAACGGGAGCAGACUCUGGAAUCGAAGGCGCCCAGUGUGCAUGGUCUCAAGUCCUUCAGCUUUCGUCCGAUGAUAUCUCAAAUGAUGAUACCUUCUCCGCCCUGGAAUCAUCUCUGCUACGGUUCUCACGGAUAGCGCAAGAUAUGAUGAGCAGCACCGCCAGUAACUACAAUAUCUUCAGGCUUUGCCUAGGAUUAGUGAUCACUGGCGCUGCGGCAGUUCUCGUCUUUCCCACCACUUAUUAUGAAUGUGCACGGUCGACGUACACUGGCGUGUUCCUCGCAUUCAUGAUUCUUGGCUAUGGGAGUAUGAUGUUCGCGAGCAGUUAUGUGGAGGAAGAGCAACAAUUCUGGUAUUGGAUUUGCUCCGGGUGGAUGUUCUAUCUGCACAUGCGCUCGGAAUCGUCGAGAACAGGCUCGUCAAGGACGACCAGUAUGUUUUCUCUUCGCGGCCGUAAGUUGACUACGCUGGGACUCGCUGUGGCUCAACGAGUUCUUCGGCGUUGGAAUCAGACUGGCCAAAAAUUUGCAGCCGAGCCAGAUAUCGCGCGCACGUUCUUUCCGGCUCACCCCGCCAUCUUUUGGGGUCUAUUCAUGAUCACAUAUGCAGAUGCGGGCUAUCAUCUUCUGCGAAGUCUUCCAUCUGCUGCUGUGCUGAAGCUUGGAGGGUAG